AUGAUCAAGAAGGCUCUAAUAUCGAUUCCGAAGAGGAGAUUUCGGAUGAUCAAACAGAUGCAUCGGAGGCGGUUUCAGCUGAGGUAAUCGAAUCAACCUCACCUCCUCCUGUAUCUUAUGACUUUAAUUCUUCAAGUGAGACGA
This is a messenger RNA of Racocetra fulgida, 144 nucleotides long. The record is from the annotation of a GenBank genome assembly. NCBI's taxonomy places the organism in Eukaryota, Fungi, Glomeromycota, Glomeromycetes, Diversisporales, Gigasporaceae.